Molecule: messenger RNA, 3370 nt
Organism: Oldenlandia corymbosa var. corymbosa
Lineage: Eukaryota; Viridiplantae; Streptophyta; Magnoliopsida; Gentianales; Rubiaceae
Source: the annotation of a GenBank genome assembly
AAACCAAAUACAGAGGAGCACUAUUAUCAAUCAUCAGUAAUAAAAUACUUAACAUUUCAUGACAAAGUUUUUAUAUAUUAUUAUUAUAAUAUAUUAUAGUGUCCCAAAAAAUACCCCCGUGGGAGGCAACAUCACCAUCAGUCCAUCAUUCUUCUUCCCUAUGAUGUACACUCAAAACUCAUUGGAGCUUCACAUUUACUCCUCCCAUGUCUUUUUCUCUUUACCCAAAUCAAUUAAAUUAAACUAAAUCCUGCCUGCCUGCAUUUUCACUAAGAUCUCCCCUCUUCUUUUCCUUUUCUUUCCUACAUUGUGUCCCCAAUACUAAUGACAUUGGAGCAGUGCCAGAGCUCUUUGUUUCUUCAAAUCUUAAGCCUUUAAGAUGAAAUUAGAUAUUCGGAAAGAGGAUAUUGGAUCAUCCUCAGCACGAAGUCUGGAUGGAAGCUUCAGAAAGCCAAGAUCGGAUGCUCAAAACAAUGAUGUGGAGUCAUCCUCAGGAAGAAGUCUGGAUGGAAGUUUUAGGAAGCCUAGAUCUGUUGCCUCUGUACCUGCUGCAUCUAUCAAUUCAAAAACAUUUGUGCCAGCAUCAGAGGUUUAUAAAGUGAUCAAGGAAUGUGCUUCUAGACUUGUCGACCAAAAUUUGUUUACUCAAUAUCUUGAAGAUUGGGUUCUGGAUAAUUUACACUCACAUAAAAACAAUGGUGAAAUUCAUCCCCAUUCACCAUUUCAAGUUGAUGAGAUUUGCUCCCUUGAUUUGGCACUGGAGGGGGUGCUAUUUCAGCAAAUGUUUCGCAUGCCUUUUUCGUCUCCUGAUGCUGAAGGUCUAAGAGAGGAUGAACUUCUGGCUCUUGAUGAUCUUCUACGUACGAUGGCAGAAGGCUUGUGGCAUACCUUUUGGCACAGAAACAAGCCCAUGCCUUUUCAUGUAUCAUUUGCUCGCUAUCCUGGAUCCAAGUUUUAUACCAUUGAGAAAGCAACAUCUAAAGGGAGGCUAAAUGAGCUUUCUGGUGCUGCAUUGAUUUCAAAAACUGGUGGCAAGCUCCGAAGUCGCUGGCAUGACGUGAUUUUGUGCUCCUUAUUGAAAGAUAAUAUCAUGAUGGGUGAUGAAUAUUGUUUUUCUUCUAUCGUCGCUUGUGAAGCACUUUUCUAUGCUGUUCAUAUCCUUCUUGCUCGCAGCUUGAGUAAGGGUAACACAGUUAGGAAUGAAUGCGUUUUCAUUUUGGUACUUGACUCCAAGCUUGGAGGUGUAAUAAAAUUGGGUGGCGACCUUGGCAAUCUUGAGAUGGACUUGAAUAACCCUUACCAGUCUGUUGCAGAAUGGAUCAAGUGUCAUGCAGAAGUUUGCUUUUCACCCAUCGAGCAAGUAUGGAACAAGUUGGGAAACGUAAAUUGGCGAGACUUGGGAACUCUGCAGCUGCUUUUGGCAUCAUUUCAUUCUAUUGCCCAGUGUGUUGGACCACCAAGAAAAUCCAUAGACUCUCUUGCUUCAAACCACAUCCUCCGUCUUCAUCAGCGUAGAAUAGAGUGCCGCCUAGCGGAGAAUGACAGUUACUUGGUUUCUCCACAUGAUGAGGAUCACCAUCAAGAAAUUGCAGAAAUUGAAUCCCAUAAUAACCAGAAUCUCAACAGGCAAGAGCGACUUGUGAAGCUUAACGAGGAUGAAAUAUUGGUUAUUGAAGACCGCCACCUGCAACAAAGAAGUUUUCAGAUACAAGGAUCCCUAGCUCAAGGAAUCUCAUCUUAUGUUGCUGUGUCCUUGGACAAUCCCACGGAGCUCUUAACAUUAUACGUUGGUGCCCACACUUCUCGGUUGGAGCCAUCAUGGGAGGAUAUGAGUCUGUGGUACCAAGUUCAAAGGCAAACUAAAGUCCUGAACAUCUUUAAGGAGCAGGGUAUUACUAGCAAGUUCUUGCCUGAAGUAAUUGCCUCAGGCAGAAUUCUACAUUCUGGUCCUUGUGAGAAGCAAAGCCCAAAGGGAUGUUGUGACCAUCCUUCAUGUGGAACCCCUGUACUUGUAACUUAUCCUGUAGGUGAAAUGCUUUCAUCCAUUGUGGCGCAACAUGGUCCAUUUUCCGCUGAAGAAGCAAUUCGUUGCUGCCGAGACUGCCUAGCAGCCUUGAGAAGUGCAAAAAUGGCUAACAUUCAGCAUGGUGAUAUCUGUCCUGAACACAUAAUCUGUGCAGUUGAUAGAACAAGAUGUAGCUGUCUGUACAUUCUAGUCUCCUGGGGCCGUGCAAUUCUAGAGGAUAAAGACACAGCACCAAUAAACUUACAGUUUUCAUCUUCAUAUGCACUUCAAAAUGGGAAGCUUUGCCCCUCAUCUGAUGCAGAGUCUCUGGUUUAUCUCAUGUAUUUCAUUUGUGGUGGAAGCAUGAAGCAGCAAGACUCCAUAGAAUCUGCAUUACAUUGGAAGCAAAGAUGCUGGGGAAAGCGUGUCAUACAGCAGCGAUUAGGUGAGGUUUCACCCGUCUUAAAAGCAUUUGCUGAUUAUAUAGACAGCCUGUGUGGAACUCCAUAUCCAGUUGAUUAUGAUACUUGGUUGAAGAGACUAAGCAGGGCUGUGGAUAACUCUGCAGAUAGGGGGAAAACCAUUGAUGUGGCAUUAAAUACACAGGAUAUGGGUGAGUCCUCUGGGACGUCUGGGGGUGGAAAUUCUUCGACAUGCUAAUAAGACUACUUGACAUACAACUAGUUUUCAAUUUUUUAUUCCAUAUUGUUUUGGUUCUCUAUCUUUUGGCCAAUUCUCAUACCUUAAGUUUCACGGAAGAUUUUGUACGUGGGGUGUUGUAAGGGUAAUUAUGGCUACUACUUUUUGGGGUGUUGUUGUAAGCUGAUUCACUUGGUGCCUGCAAUUGAUGCCCCGGAUAGAAAAGAUUUCUGUAAGUGAAGCAACUAGUGAUGACUGAAUCCGUGGGCUCCUGAAGGUUAAUGACAAUGUUUCAAAGCUUAGAAAAUUCAUCUUGUUUGCUUCAGUGCAAUGUUAUGCAGUCCUUCAAUAUAGCACGAGGAAGACGGCUCUUUUGAGGUUUUCUUUUUUAUUUCUCUCUCUUCCUUAUUUGUGCUUACAAUCUCCUUUCAUUUCUAUCUUACAUUAAUCAUUGAGCCUUCCUUAUCUGUACUUAGAAUCUGCUUUCAUUUCUAUCUCCAUUAAUCAUUCAGCUCAAUAAUUAAUGGUAGAUAGCAAAUAAAGGAGAUGAUUCCUUGGAUGACUUCUCAAUGCCACAGCAGAAGUUCAGUAUUAGCCAAUGUAGAAUAUUUUCCAGGAAACACGUAAACAGAGAAAACGGAAAUGAUCUAAAUAGAGAUGGAGUUGGGCAAAGAGGUUUCAGAGGAGGGUCAGGGAUCAAUGAUUUAUGAAAGUAGAGUCCAUCCC